Messenger RNA from Ailuropoda melanoleuca (giant panda), 3616 nucleotides. RefSeq names its product cell division cycle associated 4 (gene CDCA4). Gene Ontology annotation, molecular function: transcription regulator activity. The transcript has 4 exons. The coding region runs from base 922 to 1650 and encodes 242 amino acids. Gene Ontology annotation, cellular component: nucleus. The record is from RefSeq and is a predicted model, not a curated record. NCBI's taxonomy places the organism in Eukaryota, Metazoa, Chordata, Mammalia, Carnivora, Ursidae.
GCGUGCCAGCCGGGGCCGUGGGCGGCGGCUCCGCCACCCAGGAAGCCCCUCCGCCUCCCCACCUGGGGCCCGGGUCAGCGCCGGCCCCGCCUGCCGAGCCCCGCGGCCGGCCGGCCGGUGUUUCCAGCGCUGACCGGAGGGCGCCGUGCUGCCCUCCGCGCCCUCCCCCUCCCUUCCUCGGGGACCUGUGAUGCCCGGGCUUCGGGUCUCCGUCGUGCUCUGGAUUCCUGACGCUGAGUGCGGGUUGCGUCCGAAGUCCUUUAGCGAAGCUGGGUUUUGCUGGUACUGGAACGCCUUCCACAGUGGCCCAGCCAGGGCCACCAUUCUCUGGAACCCUGGAGGCCCGCGCAGUCCGCUGCGGGCUGCAGGCCUCUGAGUGUUCACUUUGGCUCCUUUUCCUUUGUUUCUGCGUUUUAAUUGCUAUGAAAAGGAACGUUAAGGAUAUUUUGCAAUGGUUUCUGUCCCCUGUCCUGUUGUAGACCCAACUUCUCUCUAACUGGCCGGGGAGUAUCAGGGAGCAAAUGACGACAGCCUUGGGUGGUCUCCCGCCCUGCCUUCCUCCUGUGCAGACCAGCUGAAGCUGCCCAGUGCAGGGGAGACGGACAUCGGGGAGGGCAGUGGGGAGUGGGAACAGGAGAAUUCCCAGACCCUGGCUGGUAAACCGUCUUCAGUGGGCUCCUUGUGCCCUCCUGCUAUGCCACUCAGGGUUUUGAGCAAAACACCGUUAACCCUGAGGAGUUGAUGGGAGUCAGCAAGACCUUCUGGCUGGCUGUGGAGUGGAUGAAAGUGUGUGAUCCCUAAUGCUUUUUUGUUCAGAACUGAAUGAAUCAGGGUAUCAUUUAUUUCCUGCAGUGAACAGUUACUGGUGGUGCAGUUCGGUGAAUCUCGCCGAUACCAUGCUCCUGUCUGGAUGGGGGCACGAUGUUUGCACGAGGCUUAAAGAGAAAAAGCCCCGAGGAUGGGGAAGACAUGGAAGGAGGGCUGGCAGGCGCUCGGGCCACGCCUUCCUACAGCCUGCAGCGCCAGUCGCUCUUGGACAUGUCCCUGGUCAAGCUCCAGCUGUGCCAUAUGCUGGUGGAGCCCAAUCUCUGCCGCUCGGUCCUCAUAGCCAACACAGUCCGGCAGAUCCAGGAGGAGAUGAGCCAGGACGGGACCUGGCGGGUGGUGGCACCCCAGGCGGCAGGGCGGGCGCCACUGGACCGCCUCGUCUCCACUGACAUCCUGUGUCGCUCGGCGCGGGAGCAGGAGGGGGAGCACCCUGCCCCUGACGUGGGAGAUGGCCACAUGGCAGACCUGGUUCCAGGACUUGCUGUGGUCCCCUCUGCACAGGCCCUGAGGAGCCCGCAGAGCAGCCUCUGGGAAGUGGACAGCUCUCGAGAAAACAGAGGCGGCUUUCAGAAGUCCCUAGAUCAGAUAUUUGAAACGCUGGAGAAUAAAACCUCUGGUUCUGUGGAAGAGCUGUUUGCAGACGUGGACAGCUCCUACUACGACCUGGACGCGGUGCUGACAGGGGUGGUGGGCAGUACCCCGUCGGCCCACGCCAGCGGGCUCCAGGCCUUCGCCUCCGCGGCCGCCCCGCCUCCCAGUUCCAGCUGCAGGUCCGAUCUGGGUGAGCUGGACCACGCGGUGGAGAUCCUUGUGGAGACUUGAGAGGGCAGCUGUGCCCUGACGGGACACCUCGCGGACGGAUUCGUAAGGCAUCCAGAGUGCUUGGCCUGUGAUGCUCACUGCCCUGCAUCUGCGGGCUCAGCGCCUGGUUUGGGCUGGUCGUCCGAGCCAGUCUGACAUCUUGCUGGCCUUGGGCGCUCGUCCCCUCGGUCCUGCUGCAGCUCUGUGGAGGGCUCGAGUCGCCAGCUCUGUAUCCAGCCUGGUGUAACUUUAGAUAGCUGAAUUUUUUUAAAUUAAGUUUUGUAUGUUUUGGGCAAUAUUUUGUCUUAAGAUAUAUUUUUUAAACUUUUUAUACUUUUAUCUUUUUAGAUUUUUUCAGCUAUUUUCUUAAAAGUAUAUUUUUUCUAUAAACAUUUUCUGCUGCUACAUUAGAAACUUAUAACCUAACAGUUGCAGUGGGUGUAUUUCUUUCUUUAAGGUUUAAAUAAGGACUUUUUUACAUGAAGCUUCACUCCAUGUAGUGUACCUAGAUCGUUAAUUUUCACCUGACAUUUGUGUGAACCGUCUCCUGUCCUCUGUGACGAUUAGAGCACCUUGCACAGCCCCCCCUCUUCUUCCUGAGUGUCAUUACCAGAUCUGCUGUGCCAGCCCUGUCCCCUUAUUACGUGGGGAUUUCGGGAGGUUUUAUUUAUGCCUAUUUAUAUGUAUAUGUUGGAGGCGAAGGUCAGGGGCCCUGAAGAUCGCGGGCACCCCAGGUGUCUCAGGCAGUGCCUUCGGAGGAUCUGACUCUCGGGGCCCCUCUUGUGUGGUUUUCCCAGUACGACGGGCCUCUUAUUGGAAGAUGCUGCCCUCCAGCGUGCCUGGCCGCUGUAGAGGGCCCCCGACUGGGAUGGACAUUAAUCAAGAGAAACCUCACCAGAAUGGAGUGGGGAGGCCUGAAGGGGGCUCUUGCUCCGUCCCACUGGACAUCAAGGAUUCUCAAUCACAGACCCAGCGGAAGAAUCCUCAACAGGAAAGAGUUAAGUACAGGCCCCACAGGAAGAGAUGCGCAUUGCAUCUCCCACCACAAACUGCACCUCAGCCCAAGAUGAGCCCUCAUCACCACCCAGGACUCCCACCCGCUUCUCUCCAGCUUCCUCCUUUCUCCAUAAAUAAUGUUCCUCUCAUUUGUUUGUUGGACUUGCCUAUGGUUCUGCCAUAGCAGGUUGCAGUUCUGUUAUUCUUGAAUAAACCCAUUUUACUGGUAAAAAGGUCAACACUAGCCUGCCUGCUGGACCCACAUUUGCUGGGCUGGUGUGCUCAGAGGCUGCCAUGUGCUGGGUGUGUGUGGAAAGGGUGCUGGACUGGAGAGUGCCCACGCUUGCUCUAGGGUGUAACUGUGAGGUUAAGUCUAUUAAGUCUGGACACUUGUCCUGUAUGACUUCUCAACCCCGAGGGUGGUUGACGGGGUUGGUGGAGCAGUGCCGCUAAAGUGAGCUUUGGGGUACCCCGCGUGCUCCCCGUGACCCUGCCCUGGACACUGGGAACACCCACACCUUUGAUUUUUCUCACUGGUUUACAAGUAAGCCUGCACUCUCUGCCCCACCCCUGCCCAGCUCCUGCUUGUCCUGCUUUUUCUUUACCCAAAGCUGUUUCCUUUCCUGCGUAAGAUCUUUCUUUAAUAUCAGCCAUGUACCUGUUGCUUUAUUAAAAAAUCACCCAGCAAACAAAAUGGAAAUGUGUUCGUUGUCAGCUACACCAUAAUCCUUGAGUGGAUCUUUUUUCCUAGGUCAGUUCAGCUGGAUUACCUAUUUCACUUGCAUGUGUUAAAUCGGCGGUUUGCCGAGCACACAGGCUUCGUCGUUCAGCACCCGCUCCCUGCCCCAGUUUUGGGGCUGGAGGGAGGGACAGUGCCCUUGGAGGAGCCAGCAGCAGGCUGAGACCACGGGCUGCUUCCUUCAGAUUCUAAGCAUGCUUUCUCCUCGCGGAAAAUAACGUCUCUGUAUUUUAAUAAACAGUAAGCCUGAAA